ACAUUUCAGCGAACACACGUGUGUUCUCUUCUCCUUUCUUUCCCAUUUUCUGCUCAUGCACCAAACGACGCACCACAACCAUAACCCUGCUCUGCGAAGAACCCCAAGACAUGUACGGCGUGAAAUCCCACCUCCAAUGCACCACAAUCCUGCCGGUGGCUCUUCUCAUUUCCGACCCGCCUCAAGUCCGCCGGGCCCAUGGCGUGCCUUCUCAGAACCCGAUCCGUUAUCCGGUUCAGGGAGCCCGAGACCAUUAAAUUCCUCCCGAAAACUCAAGUUCGGAAGGACGGAUUUGGGACCCGGAACCGGGACCGGGCCCGAUUCGGGUGAGCUCAAGAUUUUCACUGAUGUUGAUGGGUCUGUCAUGGAUGAGCUCUUAGCAACUUUGAAAAGAUACCGUUUGAGGUCGAAGGUUGACAUUGAGAAUGUGGGACAAGAUUUCUCUUGCUGGCAACAGUUUGGUGGGAACCUUUCAAAUGAGUUCUCAUCUUUGAAAGAUUCAAAAACUUAUUUUAUCGGCUAUGGAGGCACU
Molecule: messenger RNA, 532 nt
Organism: Striga asiatica
Lineage: Eukaryota; Viridiplantae; Streptophyta; Magnoliopsida; Lamiales; Orobanchaceae
Source: the annotation of a GenBank genome assembly